This is a messenger RNA of Chelmon rostratus (copperband butterflyfish), 1002 nucleotides long. RefSeq names its product voltage-dependent calcium channel gamma-3 subunit (gene cacng3a). Gene Ontology annotation, cellular component: AMPA glutamate receptor complex; postsynaptic density membrane. Gene Ontology annotation, molecular function: channel regulator activity; voltage-gated calcium channel activity. Gene Ontology annotation, biological process: neurotransmitter receptor internalization; calcium ion transport; postsynaptic neurotransmitter receptor diffusion trapping. The transcript has 4 exons. NCBI's taxonomy places the organism in Eukaryota, Metazoa, Chordata, Actinopteri, Chaetodontiformes, Chaetodontidae. Bases 1 to 1002 code for a protein of 333 amino acids. The record is from RefSeq and is a predicted model, not a curated record.
AUGAGGCUGUGUAACCGGGGUGUGAUGAUGCUGCUGACCACUGCGGGAGCUUUCUGCGCCUUCAGCCUCAUGACCAUCGCCGUGGGCACGGACUACUGGCUGUACUCCCGCGGGAUGUGCCGCUCCAAGAGCCAGAACGACAACGAGACCGUCCGCAAGAACGAGGAGGUCCUGACCCACUCGGGUCUGUGGAGGACCUGCUGCACCGAGGGGACAUUUCGAGGCGUUUGCAAAGACAUUGAUCACUUUGCUGAAGACGCAGACUAUGAGCAGGAUGCUGCAGAGUAUUUACUACGAGCAGUACGAGCCUCCAGCCUCUUCCCCAUCCUCAGCGUGGGAUUAUUAUUUCUCGGAGGUGUGUGUGUGGCGGCCAGCGAGUUCUACAAGUCACGCUACAAUGUCAUCCUCAGUGCGGGUAUACUCUUUGUCUCUGCAGGUCUCAGUAACAUCAUUGGCAUCAUUGUGUACAUAUCAGCCAACUCAGGUGACCCCAGCCAGAGCGACAACAAGAAGAGCUACUCCUACGGCUGGUCUUUUUAUUUUGGAGCUCUGUCCUUCGUGCUGGCUGAGAUGGUGGGCGUCCUGGCAGUGCACGUGUUCAUAGAGAAACACCGACAGCUACGCACUAAGGGCCGGCCUUCCCUCAUAAAGCCGCCGAUCUCCCGCAGCUCAUCGUACUACCGCAACCGUUACUACCAGAACCGCUGCCGCCGGUACAGUUACAGGAGCAACCACAGUGCAGGGGACUCCAUCUCACACUCCUUCCGAGCAUCUUUGGUGCGAGACAGAGAGCCGUCCAUCUCCGCUGAAUCCAAAGUCAUGGCGGGUUUGCCAACGCCAGUGUCAGUGGGCUCAGAAUUAAUGCUGUACACCUUGGCCUCGCCUCUCAAAGACGGCAAGAUUGACAUGGCUGUGGAUGAUUUAACUACUGCAGCCGCUCACAACAACACAGAGAUGCUGCCUGGGAACUGCGCUGCCAGCAGGAGGACCACACCUGUCUGA